This is a messenger RNA of Rhopilema esculentum, 3678 nucleotides long. RefSeq lists its product as uncharacterized. The record is from RefSeq and is a predicted model, not a curated record. Gene Ontology annotation, molecular function: DNA-binding transcription activator activity, RNA polymerase II-specific; RNA polymerase II cis-regulatory region sequence-specific DNA binding. Gene Ontology annotation, biological process: regulation of transcription by RNA polymerase II. NCBI's taxonomy places the organism in Eukaryota, Metazoa, Cnidaria, Scyphozoa, Rhizostomeae, Rhizostomatidae. Gene Ontology annotation, cellular component: nucleus.
AGCAUGGGCAUAAAGACCCCUUGGCCAUUACACUUAACAUGUGAAUUAAUGUCACAAAAAAAGAAAGAUAUAAAGAAAUAAAUAAAAGAAAGAUAAUUAUACUUGAAAGGUAAUUUGCACAUCAUAGUUGUCCAACAUAAAAAGGACCCCACGAAUGGCGAACGCAGUCCCUGCUCUAACGAACGACCUGCUGGAGGAAAACUCCAAGCGAAACGAAAGACGCACCUACGUAUGUGAUGUAAUCAGGGACUGCGGAAGCGGGGGUGCUACGGGGGCUUUAGCCUCCCCCAAUAAUUUUCAAAAUGUACUUAAAGUCAUACCAAAAAUCGCCCUGCUUUUAAUUUUCAAAAGAUCCCGACUAGUGUGGACCGAGGGGUGAUUCACUCUUGCAAAUAGCGUACGAGAUUUUGCUUAAAACAAGAGGAUUUCUGGGGAUUUUCAGAUAAAAUAAUAGGAUUUUCACGAAAGGUGUACGAGAUUUUCUUAGAGUGAUUUGCCCCUCGGUGUGAACUUGAAGGAUUCGUCUUUCUGUUGGCCCCAUCCUACCAAUAUAUGUAUACUGCAAAUAAAAUUACACACCAAGCUAGCUAUUUAGAAAAAAAGGGACCCAGCAAAUGAAGAACCUCUUGAAAUCGAGUGAAACAUAAUUAACAAAAAUGCAAAGCCCAAGCCCAGGUUCUUCAGCGACCAGGUAGUAGCCCCUGCUGGCAGCAUACUUUUCUGAGAAACCUCGUAUUCGACAAAAGAAGCCAACGGAUAGUGGGGACCAGUGAAUGGGACUUGGUAAGUGGAACAGGACUGUUUGAAAGUGGGACUGUACUGUAUUGUUACCGUUAUUGUCCUUCCUUCGUUUUGGUGAAUACACGGAAAGAUUGCAGAGCAAAGCAGUGGGCAUUUCAAAUAUAAAGGAUGGUUUUGACUGUAAGCAGCAAGGUGGAAAUACCACUUGUCAUUGUAAAAAGCUCAGUUGAAUCUCGUGAGCGCAAAUACAAAUGCACUGUCUGUGAAGAAGUGAUUGACAGAUUAUUCAUGUUUGAAGACCACUGGCUACAUCAUUUAAUUGAUGGUUUUAAGCCAAACGCAACACCAAGUUUUCAGAGGGUUAGCUCUGUUCAAAGCUUUCAAAGGGAACCUGGAGCACAGAUAAAAUGUAAAAAUUUAAAUACAGCUAGUGAUUACAACAUCAAUAAAGGAAAUAUUUUUGCACUUAAAGCUAAAGUUUUGAAUGAACAGAUAUCACCAUUUGAAAAAGAAGAGACUGUGAUAGAAGAAAGUGUUUUAGAAGAAGCUGUUGAACUGACUGAGGAUGAAGAUGUGACAGUAAGCGAAUACAUAGAACAAGGAAUUGAUGAAAGUGACGUUGAGAAUGAAGAUUUUUCAUGCAGCAUUUGCGGGGAAAAUAACCAAGAUAUAUUCUCUUUGAAAAAACACAAGGAAACAGUGCAUAACAAGACUUUAAUUGGAGAAAAACGUAAAGCUGGUGAAAAUGCUUUGGAGCCAAAGCUAGAAGCUAAAAGGGCUCACUCUCAAACAAAUUAUUCAUGCCAAUUUUGUCCAGAAGUUUUCAUUGGUUUUUCUUUGCUUAAAAAACAUAUGCGUAACCACCACCCAAAAGAGGAGAAGAAUUUUUGUAAUAUAUGUGGAAAGUACUUUAGCUCUCAUUUUUCGCUAGUAAAACACUCAGUUGCGCAUUUAGCAGCGCAAUUAAGAGACGAGGUUUGGGAUACAGAAAAAGAGGCACUGACUUGUCCAAGUUGUAGGUCUGAAUUUAUGACCGGCGAAGAAUUACAGGUGCAUGACUGCAAAAUAAAAAACAAUCAAUGCCAUUUCUGCAGACAAAAGAUGUCGAGAGGUGACCAUCUUAAGAUUCAUUUGGUAGAUCACGUGAAGGCAAAAACACACUACCAGUGCUCAGUGUGCCAAUGGAAAACACACAAAGUCAACGACUACGCCAAACACAUGGCUGGGCAUUCAACUCAUCCGAAGCCAUUUGUCUGUGAAGACUGUCAAAAACGUUUCAAGACAUUAAGGGAACUUAAUAAACAUAAGCGUUGCCAUGAUAAAAGAUUCGAAUAUACUUGUCCAGAGUGUGGAGAAGUGAUUGCAAAUACAGCAUUGAUAAGAAAGCAUAUGGCAGCCAAGCAUAAUAUUCGGGAUGCUGAAAGGAGGUUCCAAUGUGACAAGUGUCCAAGCAAAUGCUACACUCGCGGCGCAUUAGAGGAGCAUCGUAAGGCCCAUGGGAACCUGGAAAUUGCAGAGUGUAAGUAUUGCCCAGAGACGUUCUCAAAUCGUCGGCUUGCAUUAUUGCAUCAGCAAGAAGAACACGAGGGCAGGGUAUAUAGGUGUGAAGAAUGCAAAACUAAGUUUACAAACCAAAAACAGUUAGAUGAUCACAUUUCAAAGCAUGGGAACAUGCAUGGAUUAUAUUUAUGUGAAAUCUGCGAGGAAAGUUGUCCUGCUCAAGCAUGGCGUUCACAUUUGCGUCAACAUGGUAGAUUUGUGUCUCAAUGCGCAGCAUGUAAUGUUGCUCUUGACGACACGAAGGUCAUGUACCACAAGACAGCACACUUGCAGCUCAGUACGGUUGUAAACAAACAGUGCAGAUUAUGCGGAGAAGUGCUGGAGACCGUAGAAGAGGUCCAUAAGCACUGCUUGGAGCAUCAUGGUUUAAGUGAUUAUACUUCUUAUGUGCUACCAGAAAAUCUCAUAAGCGACUCUUAUCCUGUGACAAUGCAGCCAAUUGGUUGGGCUUGCCCCAUUUGUGAAGAGAGUUUUAGGGUUGAGCCAGAUUGGAUAAAACACAUCGAGGGACACACAUUCAGCGAAACAGCGGCUGUAAAAUGCAGCAUUUGUAAAGGUCUCUUUUUUGACAAAAAAAUCUUUAUUAAGCAUUUGGCAAACUGCGUGAAAAGGAAGAGACAUGCGAAGAAUCCAAUUAUCGGAAAGGCAGAUGACAAUGGAAUGGAUAAUGCCACAAGCAGAAUGAGCUCCAAGGGAAGAAAUACGCCACAAGACGAAAAUAAUGAGACAAAAGCCUCGUUUGAUGGCAGCGCUACGGACGUUUGCACUACGGACGUUUGCACCACGAACGGCAGCACCACGGACGGCAACACCACGGACGGCAACACCACGGACGGCAACACCACGGACGGCAGCACCACGGACGUUUGCACCAAAGAAAAAGCUAACUUUGAUCAGCGCCCAGUUAUGUGCGUGCUUUGCUUUCAUUUCUUUGAAAGUGCAGAAGGCUUGGGAUAUCAUUUGCUUACGUCGUGUGAACAACUGCUAGAAGAAAAAUGCUGGAGAUGUCACAAGGAAUUUCCAAACAUUGUUAAGCUCAACAAGCACAUAAAGGAAGUGACGAAACCUUGCUCCAUUAUGAAACCUCGUGAACCAAAAAUUGGUCGUGAUGUAUAUCCAUGCGAGUACUGUCACAAAAAAUUCAGCGAAGGUUCGUUCUUAAAAAUGCACAUGCUACAGCAUCAUGAUCCUGGAGAAUAUAGUUGCUUAAAAUGCCUGAGGACGUUUGAAUUAAGAGUUCUUUUGGAGAAUCAUCUUUACGGCCAUGCAGAGGAAGACCAAGUGUCAAUGUUUUGUGUGGCAUGUGGGAAAUUGUUCAAUCGAAUGUUUGAUUUACAAGAACAUGUAAGGGUUCAUAAAAUUCAGGCAAAACAAUAA